AGUAACAGAGCCAGCCACGACCGUCGUUACGUCUUUCACCUACAGCGAUGUGUUGCCAUGAGUUCUCCGAACUCGAUGGCUCUGGAGAGAGAGUUUCAUUUCCCUUCUAGGAAGUUUCCUUCUCGUUGAGUCUUCUUCAGUGAGGGCGAUGAGUCUGAAAUGUCGAUUUUGAGGGAAACAUUCUUUUGAUGUAUCGAGAGUCGCCUCCGGAAAUAGGAAUUCGCAGUGCGUCUGAGCUCUGGAGAUUGUCGACUAGCAACGUCCAAGCCUCGUUGCAGCUCGGCCCUCUGUUCUGAGAACGAGUAUUUCUCCCACCAGUCAUAUGCCGAAUCCGCUCUGGCUUGGCUCUCAAUGGCAGCCUCGAAGUAUGUGCUGGAGCGUGCAUGCAUUCCCAACAGAAGCUCUAUACCCAAGUCAGUUGGUUGUUGUGGUGGUGUGUUAUGCAUUCCAGUGAACCGUUAUGUGGAUCUUGGCUUUUGCACGGUUAUUAUAUCAAGGUAAAUCUCAUGGUUGGCCACAAAGUACCUACAGAUUCCCUCAUCCAGCUCGCUUUGAGACUCGUACGCUCGUUUUUGAAAGUGCUUUCUGCUCUCCAGUCAUUCCUUUGAACCUCUGCUAUUCGAUCACCUACCUUGCACAGCUUCGUUCCAGUCAACUCAACCCACCCGCCAACAUGAAGCGAUCUACCGAGGCCAUGCUCACAGCGGCAUUGCUGGUUACUACUGCUACUGCCCAGAGUUCCACCACGAUCAUCAACAACUCUCAAGACUCCGGUGUGACCACUGUCACUUAUUCUGUUUGUCCAACUGCAGUAACCACAACUACAACAUUGUCAAGCACGAUCAUUUAUUGUCCCGGACCGUACUGCAAUGGAGGUGGUCCACAGAUUACUGCACCACCUAGUGGUCCUGUCAGCGAAGGGGAAAUCCUUUCUUUCACCACGACAUAUCCCAAUGGAGAGGUCGGCGUCUACAACGAAUAUCUUACCGUUUAUGAUCAGCCCUGCGCCACUGGCACGGGCAUGGAGCAAGCUACCUACACCAUAACUGAAGCAUGUCCUUGUGAGACUCGCAAUCCGUCUUCCAUCCCAGCAGGCUUCACAACUACCGCCCUCGCAUGCGCCUCGUGUGGCGCAAAUGGCGAAGCUACAACUGUCACCAUCACCACUCCAUGUUCAACAGGUGCAUAUGCCUCUGUCACGCCGGAGGUCAACGGAAACAGCCCCACCGCAACAGAUUCGAGUCCGGCUGCUGCGUCGGGUGGUGCUUCAGGUAAUACUUCAGGCAACACCCCGGGUAACACGUCAGGUGAUAAAUCCGGCAAUACUUCUGGUGGAAGCUCUGGUAAUACUUCUGGAAAUACCUCUGGUGACACCUCAAAUGACACUCCUGCAGCUGCGUCUGGUGGCAGCUCAGGAAAUGCAGGUACCUCGGGCAGUGCGGGCACCUCUGGCUCUACUCCUGGCAGCACUUCGGGCAACACCUCUGGCGAUCUAGUCUCUGGCAAUGGCGGUACAAGUUCUCCAGCUGGGAUGGGAAGCUUGUCAGGCAACAGCACGAGUAACAGCAACGGCACUUGGCACAAUUCCCCGGCUGGAGCUGCAACUGGGGCUGGGACUGGAAGUAUGGGCGCUGGUCCAGGAGCGGCGACGUACACUGGUGGUGCCGGAAGACUUGCUUUUGCCCUGUCCGGAAUUUUGGUUACUGUUGUCGGUUGCACGGCCUGGAUGUUGUAAUUGGUGGUGAUAUGCGUUUGUGCUUUGUUUCUCUCAUGGGUUGACAUUCAUCUUUUGUUUGAGUUUCUGGGACAUAUGGCAUCAAUCGAACUUUGUUGCGCAGGAAUCCAGGGUAAGUGUACGUUGUAUGUUCCGGUUAAGUAGUUAGCAGUUUUCCUUAUAUCCCUUGAAGUCAUGGUCUAGCUCCCCCAUAACAAAUUCUACAACAAUGUAUCCUCC
This is a messenger RNA of Exophiala viscosa, 1954 nucleotides long. RefSeq lists its product as uncharacterized. The transcript has a single exon. Lineage: Eukaryota; Fungi; Ascomycota; Eurotiomycetes; Chaetothyriales; Herpotrichiellaceae. Bases 461 to 1735 code for a protein of 424 amino acids. The record is from RefSeq and is a predicted model, not a curated record.